Molecule: messenger RNA, 4003 nt
Organism: Cynoglossus semilaevis (tongue sole)
Lineage: Eukaryota; Metazoa; Chordata; Actinopteri; Pleuronectiformes; Cynoglossidae
Gene: gpr19
Product: G protein-coupled receptor 19
Exons: 3
Coding region: 1644-2912 (422 amino acids)
Biological process (GO): G protein-coupled receptor signaling pathway
Cellular component (GO): plasma membrane
Molecular function (GO): neuropeptide receptor activity
Source: RefSeq, a predicted model, not a curated record
UUUUUUUUUUUUCUUGCUUUAUUCGUUCACCAUUUUUCAUCUUUUUUCCCCGUCUCUUCCUCUUUGUCUCAAUCACUUCCUCUCUUGUCGUCAGUUGCCUGUAGCAACAAGCCUGUUGAAAAACUGGUUUCCUUGGUGCUGCGGUUGCCAUGGUGACGUGCUGCGACAGCAGCUUCAGUCCAAUGACUGGAGGUGAACCUUGAAGACUUCACAGUCUUCGUCUUCAUCAUCGUCCUUUCAUAGAGCAGUUGACGCCCUGGUGUCAACGAUUGAUCGUUGAUUUAUUUGUUAAUCAAACACCUGAUUAAUAUUAAUUAAAAAUGAAUAACCCUUUUAUAAAAUAUGUUAAACCAAAAAAGGAGAAACAAGUCGACUUAAUAAUACUAAUGGAUUCAGCUAUGCUGCCCUCUGCCUCUAUUUUCUCUUUUUCUGUUCCUGUUUAACCCCACUAGGUGGCAAUAAUAUAACUCAAUUGAUACCAGCUGCAGCCUAAACCCACAGAAGAAGAAAGUGGCAUAGGAGGAGACAUUGGGGUGAGGAUCAGACCCUACUAAAGGGGUAAAAUAAGUUUAAAAAAAUCAGUGCUCAGCGCUGCAGCAGCCAGCAGGGGGCAAGCGGUUUGCAGCACACUGUUCUGAAAGAGCUAAGGCAUUAGCAGCAUUCGUGUUAGCAAACCCAUAUACGGUUUUUGAUUGUGUUUUUUUUUUUAAUUUAUUAUUUUUUUAACAUGCUAUUUUUGCAGAAUUAUGGGCCCCACCUGCACUGGGCCACUAGUAUUCAACAGUAUACUGCACAGGUCUGUGCUAAUAGGUGGAGUCUAGACAUGUCCAGCUCAUACACACACACUGUGUGGUCUUUAGGGGGCGUAGACUAGUUUUUUGAAUCGAACAGAGGUCUUAUCUUCAGGCUGUUUCUAGGCGCAGGCAGGGGGCGCCAACAGUGCAGUCAGCACUAUCACUUUAAGGUGAAAGGAGGAUGCUGCUCCUCGCAUCAUCUUCUUCAGUGGACGCACACACUUUUCUUCUGUGAAUUACGAUGAAACAACCGCCACCAUCUUCGUCAUACUUCGUCUGCCGAUGCUCCGUGUGCAGACACCGACAAAAGCCGAGUGAAACCGAAACCUCUGUGCCUCCGGAGCAGCAGCAACAUCUGUGCUAAAGGAUCAACCGAACACCAGCAUCAGCGACAUUUCACGCGUGUUUUUUCACGCGGUGGAAUUUUAUUUCUGCUUCGUUCUGAUCCAUCUCCAUCUUCUUCUUCAUCAUUAUCUUCAUCAUCAUCUUCCUUCUCGGCAACAGCAGCGGACCUCGUCGGUCUGAGGCCGCAGUCAUGACGCUGCUGGAGCAGCUUGUUUACCUCUGAUUUAUUGAUUGAUGGAUGGAUGGAUGAUUUGAUGACUGAUCAAUGGAUGGCACGCCGGAGCCGAAGCAGCUGCGAUUACGCUCAGAGAGAAUACAACUUUCUGUUCGCACAGAGCAGAUAACAAACAGGUCUCUGCUGGGCUUCUUCAGCUGGUUUUAAUGAAUGUCCUCAGAGGACAGCGCCUCUCCCUGGACACCUAAUUGGACUGAUUGAAUAACAUGGAGGCACAUGGCAGCACCUUGUUUUUAAAUGGGCCUCCUCUCUGAUGAAGCCUAUAAGUGAUGGUUUAUGCUCAGUCAACCCUUGGUGUCAGUCCCUCUUUUUACUCCACUUUGCUUACAUAUCAGAUGUCCUUUAACUACUCGGAGAAGGAGAACUCGACUGUCCUGGCAUCGUUAACCACAACCACCCAGUGCAGCCUCGAGGGCUCCUCCUCCGACCAGGCCAACAGGACGUAUGCCUCCUACGAACUGACUGCCGGUGAGGUGGCAGUCCUGGGCCUGGUUUUUGGGGCUCUCUGGCUGAUCUCUAUCCUGGGAAAUGCCCUCGUCUGCCUGGUUGUCCACCGCAGCCGACGAACUCAGUCCACCACCAACUACUUUGUGGUGUCCAUGGCCUGUGCGGACUUGCUCAUGAGCCUGGGCUGCGCCCCCUUCAUCCUCUUGCAGGUGGCAUCAGGACGGUGGCCGCUGAGUGCUGUGGCAUGUAAAGCUGUACGUUAUCUGCAACACCUGUGUCCCGGUGUUCAGGUCUACGUCCUGCUCUCUAUUUCUGUGGACCGCUUCUACACCAUCAUCUACCCGCUCAGCUUCAAGGUGUCCAGGGAGAAGGCCAAAAAGUUGAUCCUGGCCUCAUGGCUCCUGGAUGCCAUCUGUAUUUCGCCUUGCUUCUUCUUCUACGGGUCUUCAUCCGUAGAAAAUCACUGUGACUUUUUUCUUCCGGACAGUUGGGGCAGUGUAGCCUACGCAGCUGUACACCUGCUGGCUGGUUUUGUUGUCCCGGCAGCCCUGAUUGUAUUCCUCUACCAGCGAGUAAUCCGCUACAUUUGGAGGAUCAGUGCCGAUGGACACACAGUGCGGAGGACAAUGAACAUCGUCCCACGGACUAAAGUCAAAACCAUCAAGAUGUUUUUAAUGCUGAACUCGGUUUUCUUUCUGACCUGGAUGCCGUUCUAUGUCGCACAGUUGUGGCACCCAGGAGAGUCCGACGAUCCCAGCAGGGAUGGACUCCUCUUCUUCACUGCCAUCGCCUGGAUCUCCUUCAGCUCCACUGCAUCCAAACCAACGCUGUACUCCGUCUAUAACGCAAACUUCAGACGGGGAAUGCGGGAGACCUUCUGUAUGUCGUCGAUGAAAUGCUACCGCAGUAAUGCGUACACCAUUACUGCGAGUUCUCGAAUGGCCAAAAAGAACUACGUCGGGGUGGUCGAUAUUCCGGUGCAAACAAAAACGAUGACCAAGGACUCGGUUUACGAUACAUUUGACCGAGACGUUAAAGAGAAAAAAGUAGCCUGGCUCAGUAACGCCAACCCUCCCAACACGUUUGUGUAAAUGAGACUUCAACACGUUGAAUUUAGACUAAUGAACUAUAAAAACCUUUAUCACUUGUAGCAUUAGCAGGUGAGCUAAUAGAGACCACCAUUCUGAGCCUGUAUUUUACUUCUCCACUCACAGAAACAAUAGUGUUCCAGGUAAAGGGCUUUUUUGGACAACUCCUCUUGGCAGCCAUAUUGGAAAUUUGCCAAUAGCUAACAGCUACUGAUUUUUCAUGGAAAAUUUCAAUUGUUGUCCCGUAAUGUACUGUGUUUGGAAGAAUCAUUUUUGUCAUUACACUUGCAUUUUAGUAAUGUUCACUUGUUAGCUAGCUAACUAUAAUCUGUGGCAAUCUAUCAGUGAAAUGUUGUAGCCAAGUUUCUGCAGUAACGUGUGGGGUCGAAGCUGUACAUUAGCAGCCCUGAGGAUUUUGCUUCGUUGAGGUGGGACGUGAUGUUUGUGAGCAAAACGCAAUUUAAAGACAUCAACAUGAACCUUUGAAUUAUAAUUGAUAAGAUUGACAUUUUAAACUAAAUUUGUAUUGAUAAUUGUUUUAAAUGUUUUGAAGACUGAGCUUCUUUCUGUGCAAAAUGUAAUACCGACAUUAAAAAAAAAACGUAGUAAAUGUUUUUGCGUUCAUCAAUUUUUUACCAACAUUUGCUCGCAAGAAAAAGUUGGAAAUCGCUCGCGCUCACUGAAAUCUUCUGCAAUGAACAAAACUAACCACACGAGGCAGCAGUAAAACAACAGCUCCCGUGUCAUUUUGAGCUAAAAAUUUGACAACUAUCAAAUAGUCAACUUACUGAUGAGGUAGCAAUAUGUCCAGAAUGUAUGUGUGAUUUUUUAAAAAUCCCUGAUUUUUCCCUGAGGAAACAUCAUAACCGAGAUUCAUUUAAAACCAGUGAAAUGAAAAACAACAAUUUUGAGAUAGCUUUAACAACACUUAUUUAUUUGUGAUUAAAGGAGGGAAAGAAAGGUGCUAAAUUGCAGAAAGGUGCAAUAAUAAUAUCUGUUGGUCUGAAACGAGAUAAACAGUAACAGCAGUUACUACUACUAAGAACCAGGUGAACAAAGAGCAGGUUGUUAUCACACUGAGCAGAAGCUAAGAA